UUUUAAAUAUUACAGACCAAGGAUACAUCGGAAACGUAUUUUAAUAACACAAUGGCCCCACACAUAAUAUGAUUGUAGUAGAAGUGAACCUUUUAGCGCUAUCGGUGUUUAAGCGCUUUGUCGAGAUCGGCCGGGUUGCCUUCAUUGCUUUCGGUCCUCACGAGGGCAAACUGGUGGCAAUUGUAGAUGUCAUUGACCAAAACAGGGCACUGGUAGAUGGCCCAUGCACUGGAGUGAAGAGACAGGGGAUGCCUUUCAAGUGCUUGCAGCUCACUGACUACGUCAUCAAAGUACCUCACAGUGCCCGUCAGAAGUACGUGAGGCGUGCCUGGGAAAAGGCAGAGAUCAACAAGAAGUGGGAAGAAAGCAGCUGGGCUAAGAAAAUUGAGGCCAGAAAGAAGAGGGCCACAAUGUCUGACUUUGAUCGCUACAAGGUGAUGAAGGCCAAGAAAAUGAGGAACAAGAUCAUCAAGCAUGAGUUGAAAAAGCUGCAGAAAGCUGCAGCACAAAAGAAAGCAUAAUCUAUCUUAAAUAAACGUGUUUGACUUGUAAACUCGUAAAUGU
Sinocyclocheilus rhinocerous is the source of this 564-nucleotide messenger RNA. Its product is annotated as 60S ribosomal protein L14-like. The transcript has 6 exons. Gene Ontology annotation, biological process: ribosomal large subunit biogenesis; translation. Lineage: Eukaryota; Metazoa; Chordata; Actinopteri; Cypriniformes; Cyprinidae. Gene Ontology annotation, molecular function: structural constituent of ribosome; RNA binding. The record is from RefSeq and is a predicted model, not a curated record. Gene Ontology annotation, cellular component: ribosome; cytosolic large ribosomal subunit. Bases 69 to 521 code for a protein of 150 amino acids.